This is a messenger RNA of Cercocebus atys (sooty mangabey), 3773 nucleotides long. It is a transcript of the gene CT62, whose product is annotated as cancer/testis antigen 62. The record is from RefSeq and is a predicted model, not a curated record. NCBI's taxonomy places the organism in Eukaryota, Metazoa, Chordata, Mammalia, Primates, Cercopithecidae.
CACCUGUCGCUAGAGCCACAUUGUAAAGGAAGCCCAGGGCAGUGGUCUCCAAACCUGGGUGUGCAGAAGAAUCGCCUGAGGCAACCCGAAAAAUGCCAGUUCUCAAGCCCAGCUUCCACCCUGGAGCCUGUGUUUUUCUUUCGCCAGAUCUGAAUUUUGAUUCAGAUGUUCCUAGGACAACUGUUUCAGGAAAUAAUGAUAUAGUGGAAAGAACACCAGACUUAGAGAGCUGGGUUUAAGAUUUCAGCUCCAAACCUGAGCUGCUGACCUCAGGCAAGUAAGCCUCAAUUUUCUUCCUGUACAAUGCAGAUGCUGACACCUCCCUUAUAGGUGGCCGGGAGGAUUAAAAGAGAAACCACUGAAAGCCCCAAGCAUCGCACACACCAGUGCUCACUAAGCAUGGCCCCAAUGAGGCUAACAAGCCAGCGAGGCUGUGGGCACAGAAGUAAGUUUUGAUGGUAGGAGGAAAAGAGAACACAAUAGGCCCAGAUGAUGAAAGGGUGUCCCAGACUCAGCACGGCAGUCCUGUGGAGGAGGAGUAAAAUUGGAGGAUCCCAAGAGGGGGCCAGAGGCAGCAAAGCAGCCUAAAGUCAGAGCUUCCCCUGAAUCUCCUCCUCCGCUUGUGUCAGCCUGCAUCAUAUGUUAGCUCCCAGCAUGACAUUUUUAAUCCAUUUUCACAGCGAGGAUAUUCAGCAAAUACACAUGAAACCUUUACAUCUGCGCAGAAGUAAACAUCACGAUUCUGCAUACACACGCAAAGAAAGAGAAUAAGUGGGAAAAUCAGAAAGGAGACAGAAGGGAAAAGUGAGAUGGGGGGUCAAACCCAGGAAAGUAGUCACGUGCUUUCAAGUGUGUUGGGGCCAUUAACAUGCGGACAGUGUGUUCCAUGACCUGGAGAGGCCCAAGGAGGCUGCUCUGGGGAAACCUCUGAGUGGCUGGGGAGGCGAGGCUCAUCCAGGCUGAACAUAGAGCAGGUGCAAAGAAAGCAGGGAAGAGACACAGGAGUCUGUGCAAGAAAGGCUGGGUGGGAUAUACUGUCUGGCAAAAUUUAGAUCAGAAGAGAGGAAAUCUGAAUUUCUGAGCUGGGGAUGGGAGGUGUGGGGAGGGCAGAUAAGACCAUGAUAAAGAAACUGGGUGAGUGGAGGGAUGGCCUUCAAGCAGGAAGGCGUUGGGAUGGCUCUUGGAUCAAUGAAGUAGAUCGGGAUUAGGAAACAUUUUAAAUGCCCUGAUGAAAAUUAACUUUGAUUCAACCAUGUCCAUAUAGUACUUUUCUAUCUCUCAGCCUUUCCUCAAGCUCUUUCCUCUGCUUGGCCUGUCCUCUCUCCCCACCAGCCUUUCCCAUCUCCCUGAACUCCUCCUUAGGCUUCAAAGCCUAGUGGUAACUGCCCUAGCUCCUCUCAUGCAGAAUCAAUUUCUCCCUCAUCCGCAUCUCCUUGAUGUUUUGCACAUCCCCCUUGUAUUGCGGUUAUUUCUUUACUCCCCUUUCUCCUCUGGGCGGUUAUUUAUCAUCUGCUAGCCUGUGGACUCCCUGAAGGCAAUGAUAUUGUCUUAUUCAGAGUGUAAGUCCCAGCACAUGGUAACAGUCCCUGGCACGUAGCGGAUGCUCAGAAAUAUCUGUUGGAGAAAAAUUAAAUAGAAGCGAAUACUGGGGAGCCAUUGUGAUUCCUUGAGAGAAAUGAUGUGGUGAAAUCAGAAUUUUAGAAAUAUUAAUCUGUCAGCAUGAAAGAAGAUGGAUUAAAAUGAAGAAAGCAACCCGUGGCUGGGAGUCAAGAGGGGAGAUUAUUACUGUAAUUUGGACAUGGCUGAAGGUGGGGGCAGUGGGAAUGGAGACAGGGAAAUAAUUCGUCAGAUACCACAAAAGAAUGUGGAAGAGAUUUUGCGAUGAAUGAGUUAUAAAUGUUGGGGACAGAAUGGGAGUGUUGGGGACAUUUAAACAUUGAGAUUCCCAGCAAUUAGGAUAAAAGUGGUGGGGGGAUAGAGAAGAAGGCAAUACACAGCCUAUGUGUAGGAUAACUGAUUGCAAUCUCCACAAGUUUUUCCGGGCAAAAACAAAAACAAACUCCAAGUCAAAAAUCUCCCCACCCCCGAUCUUCCUCCCAAACUCUGAGCUGUAUUUUUCUUUCCCUAACAGCCAGUAAGAAACAUUUCCUCAUGGCAUAGAGACUGAAAAGAAGGUAAUGCCAAUCUGGUGCCCUGCCCAGUGCUGGGCACAGAGGAGAUCACAUGAGUUCAACUGGCCAGCCUCCCCACAAGGGACCAACCCAGUUGCGUAUUCAGAAGGGACUCCAGUAUCCUGCUCACCCAAACUCAUUUCCCAGGCCCAGACCUCUGGGAAAUCCCUGCUCCAGCACUGCAGAGAUUUCUAGGAAAGUCCCAGGACGCCCAUCUGCUUCCUCACAUUAAUUUCAGGGCUAGGAUUUUGUUUUCUAAAGGAAUUCAACUAUGAUGCCAACGAAAAUCUAUAGGAAUUGAGGAGUUCCGUAUUUAAGUCACAUUUUUAAAAUGUUUGCUUCUUUGUAUAUUGAGACCCAGUAAAACCCUAGUAAGCCCAGUUACCCUAUCACCUCCAACAAUAUCAAUCAAGUAGAAGACAUGCAGAUUUUAAAAGCCGUGUGAUCCUUGAAAAAUCUUUAGACUGUUCUGGGUCCUGGGUGCAUCCAGCUGUGAAUGGAGGGUUGGACAAGGUGAUUGCUUAGAUCUCUCUCGGGUCUCUAUUUCUCUGAUUCCAAAUUCCAACAGGCAUCCAAUGAUCGCUAUCCACGUCCAAGUUUUAGACUCAUAGCCCGAAAAGGGCGAAGCGCAGCGUGGUAGAGGUCGCAAAGGAGACAGGAAGAGAAGCAAGCAUGCACUUUUAAUGAGACGGCAAAGGAGGCUGGGAGGCACGGUGCUGGGUGUGGACUGCUUAAAAAACUCAUUAGACCACAAAUUCCAGACACUUAGGUGGGCCCGAGAACGCCCUGAAAUUCCCUUCCCAAGUCAGGGCUGAUGUUAUUUCAAAGAAAAAGAAAACUUAACUUCCAGAUCUGUAGAGCUCCAAGGUGAGCUCGCUGUGCAAAAACUACUUCUGUAAGUGCGCCAAGGGGCCGCAGGUACUUGGACUGCACUUGAGGAAGUGUCCAGAGUUGGCGGAAACAACUCAUCCACUCCGGCUCCGGGCGCUCGCUGGUUUGCAGCAACCAAGCUGAGACAGACACACAGAUGCGGGGACCCAGGCCAGAGCUCAAGGAGCGCUGACCGAGACUUGCCCGGCUCUCGGGCCCCAGUUAAGGUGAUAAAUUAUGCAUAUGACAUCCUAUAGAAGACUGUCACCGCCCCACCUCACUGAUCAACUCUCUGCCUACAGCCACACCCACAGAACGUUCAGCCAUUUCUCCUGUGGUUCCCAGCGCGCACAGCGUCUGCACAUGGGACUCUGGAAUACUGACCUACAGUCUAAGUUCCCGUGCCCUUGCCUGGGGCUGACUCUCUACUUGACCUGUAACCCAUAACUGGGCAAGAGAAAAUUCUGCAGCCACAGCUCUGAGGACAUGAGCAAAAUGGUUUCCAGAUGGAAUGUCAAGGAUUCACAUGAAGUGGCAGGGAGUCUUCAGGCCACACUUCAGGUUAUCUCCUUCUCUUUCCCUUUUCUGCUUCACUCUUGCUCUCAUCCUCUUUCUCGCCCCACAUCUGGUCAGAGGAGAUAGGAAGGUUCUUGUUACCUGGUACAAGACAACUUUUGGAAUCCCAGAUAUUCAGAUUAUUUCCCCUUUUCCUCUUUGCAAAUGAUAAUACUC